AUGGCGUCAUCGUUCCAGUACGGUUUUACGCUGCCGAACGGCACCAAGAUUAUUCAUGGCGAAGGCGUACUGGUAAAGGAUGCCUAUCCCCCUGAGCUCAACAUUUCGGGCCAGUUACAGGUAUUCAGCCCAGGCCAUAGAGACGACGCCACCAUACCGGGAUUUCACGGGCCACAGGGCAUCUUCUCUUUUAACGUCAAUCUCAGAAUGCCUCGUCAUGUCCACAUAGCUCCAAGAGAAUCCGGCUCCGGCAAUCGAUAUAUUAUAGAAAAGAUACUCGUCUUGAAUGGCGUUGCCCUCGCCGAGCUCGGCGGCGAGAUUUACAUCAUCCCACCCAACACCAUGGUCCUCAUCGGUGCCGGUGUGCCCCACACCUGGACAGCCUGUCCUCCCGGGCUCGACCUGUCGGAGCUCGGAGUGUCUAUAGAUGAAAGAGUUAUCUCUGAGGGCAAAUUCACGGCUGUUUACGAAUACGAGGAACCCACGGGCUUCUAUCCGACAGCCCAGACAGAAAUACUAGAGAGUGAGAGUGAUUACGUGAGAUGCGACGAUCUUCAAGAGAUUAGAAUUCCCGAGUUCACUCUCGAGCAGCUUAAGAAGAAGGCGUGGAUUGUGUGGGGAAGACAAGCGUGGAAACUGGUUGAAUGA
Fusarium sp. VM40 is the source of this 648-nucleotide messenger RNA. Lineage: Eukaryota; Fungi; Ascomycota; Sordariomycetes; Hypocreales; Nectriaceae. The record is from the annotation of a GenBank genome assembly.